Plasmopara halstedii is the source of this 3144-nucleotide messenger RNA. RefSeq names its product ap-4 complex subunit. The transcript has 4 exons. Gene Ontology annotation, biological process: intracellular protein transport; clathrin-dependent endocytosis. NCBI's taxonomy places the organism in Eukaryota, Oomycota, Peronosporomycetes, Peronosporales, Peronosporaceae. Bases 1 to 3144 code for a protein of 1047 amino acids. Gene Ontology annotation, molecular function: clathrin-cargo adaptor activity. Gene Ontology annotation, cellular component: AP-4 adaptor complex; AP-2 adaptor complex; membrane coat. The record is from RefSeq and is a predicted model, not a curated record.
AUGUCGGGCGGGCAUUUGUCCAAGGAGUUCUUCGAACUGGUCAAGUCAAUCGGAGAGAGCAAGUCAAAGCAGGAGGAGGACCGCAUUAUUAUUCAUGAGGUAGCAAUGCUAAAGCGUAAGCUCAGCGAAGUCACGGCCACUUCCAGCACGUCGAGUAGUCUCGUUAAUAAGCGAAAGCGCGAGUUUCUCAUUCGCCUCAUGUACGUUGAGAUGCUUGGUCAUGAUGCGUCGUUCGGAUACAUAAAGGCUGUGGAAAUGACAGCUAGCACCAACCUUAUGCAAAAGCGCGUCGGCUAUCUCACAUGCAGUCUCUGUUUGUCGCCCACACACGAGUUUCGCUUUAUGAUUAUAAACCAGCUCCAACGCGACUUGCAGAGCUCAAACCACCUCGAAGUCUGUGCUGCAUUAAUGGCAGUCUGUAAACUUGUGACCGUGGAAAUGGUGCCAGCUGUGCAGCCUAUGAUCCUUGAUCUGUUGCGUCACGACGCUGAGCUUGUUCGGAAGAAAGCUGUGAUGGCCAUUCACCGCUUCCAUCAACUAAAUCCGGACUCGGUGAAAGAGACAGGAGACGCGUUGCGUCGUACGCUAUGUGACCGUGAUCCCAGUGUCAUGGGCGCCACGUUGUGCAUUUUGCAUGAUCUGGCUGAAGCCACCCCAACGGACUACAAGGAUCUCGUUCCCAGUUUUGUGAGCAUUCUAAAGCAAAUUACCGAGCACCGGCUGCCGCGCGAAUUUGAUUAUCAUCGCAUUCCAGCUCCGUGGAUCCAAAUCCGUCUACUGAAGAUUUUGGCCUUACUUGGACAGGCUGACCAACAGAGCAGUGAAGGAAUGUACGAAGUGCUACAUGAUGUGAUGCGUCGUGCGGACACUGGGAUUAACGUUGGCUAUGCAAUCAUCUAUGAGUGUGUCCAAACUGUGACGACAAUCUAUCCGAAUAGCACGUUGCUUGAUGCAGCGGCUGCAAGUAUUUCGCGUUUUAUCUCAAGUGACAACCAUAAUUUGAAGUACUUGGGUGUCACAGGUCUUGCCGCAAUCGUUAAGGACCAUCCUCGGUACGCUGCGGCGCACCAAAUGGCUGUGAUAGAUUGUCUAGAAGAUCCAGAUGAAACACUCAAGCGUAAGACGCUAGAUCUUUUAUAUCGCAUGACAAAUCCCGUGAAUGUUGAGUUUAUAUCAGACAAGCUCACGCAGUUUCUUCGGGAAGCAUCCGAUGUAUUUCUACGUACAGAGCUCGUAUCACGCAUUACGCAAUGUGCUGAGCGUUAUGCUCCCAGUAACGCCUGGUAUAUCCAGACUAUGACGAACGUUUUUGAGCUUGGUGGUGAUCUCGUUCGUCCCGAAGUUGCUCACAAUUUGUUGCGUUUAAUUGCUGAAGGAAGCGGUGAAGAUGAAGACCAGGAUAUGGAGCUGCGUCGAGACGCAGUGGAUACGUACCUGGAAUUACUUGAGCGCCCCGUGCUUCCAGAUAUUCUGGUUUGCACCAUGGCGUGGACCCUUGGCGAGUACGGCUACCUGUCAGAUGCAAUGGAGCUAGAUGAGAUUUGUGAGCGCCUUAUAGAACUCGUUGAUCGUCCUUUUGAUCAGGAAGACACGACGCGUGGUUACGUGCUCUCAGCUGUCACGAAGAUUACGGCCCAGAUGGGACACACGAUCGAUGUAGCGGAUGCUAUGAUGAAUAAGUAUAAAAACAGUCGCAGCACUGACCUGCAGCAGCGCUGUUUCGAGUAUCUUGCACUUACUAAAAACUUUGCCUUGAUGAAUGAAGUAUUUCCAGAAGAUGCUAGCUGCGAGGACAUUGAUGUUGAUGUUAACCUUUCCUUUCUUACCAAUUUUGUUGAAAAGGCUGCUGCUCAAGGAGCGCCGCUCUAUGAUCCACCAGAGGACUCUGACGAUGAAGACGAAAGCUACGGCCAUCGUCGCAUUGGCGGCGAGUCAAAUCGUCUAAAUUUUGAGGCAUACAAGAAACCUGAGAUCCCGUACGCGACCAAACUUCCGUUAGGAGACCAGCAGAGCGCGUUUGGAAUGAACAAAUGGGGUGGAAACGGGACUCAACUAGGUGGGGCGCCCGGAUUGGGUAGUUCAGGUGGCCCCGAUCCCACUGGAGGCUUCGGUGCUGGAAAGCGAGGAGGAGUAAAAAAUGUUUGGGGCCCUUCUGGUCUCAAUACACCUGAAAACGUCGCGCCCGGACUGACUGGAGCUGGCGCACCUGAAUCAUAUAAUCAGGGCAGUUUAGGUGGUAUGGGUAGCCAGGGUACAUUCAAUGGACAAAGUGGAUAUGGCGCACAGCCUCCCGCUUAUGGGGGCCAGGGAGCAUACAACUCUCAGCCUCCGAAGCUUCCUCCUCAACAGGAGUAUGGUGGGGCUCCCAGCUACGAUAAUGAGUCUUAUAAUGAAGAAGACGUUAAUGGGAGCGUUGAUGAGCGACAAAUACUGGCGUCUGCUAUCUUCGGUGGUAUUCCUGGUGCCCCGGCACCAAUCCCUGUUGUCCGUCGCAGUGGAUCUGGUGCUCGCGCAAAUCAGAACUCCAUUCGCCGCUCUGCUCGCCUGUCCACGCGUCGUUCAUCAGCACGCAAUGAUCAUCAGCAGCAACAACAUCAAGCACCCCAGAAUCCGUUCGGAAUGGGGUCUCCACUUGCGCCGGCGCCGACUCCUGAACCAAAAACUUUUGCCCCUCCUACAUCUCUGGACCCGUUCGAUAUGUCAGGCCUUGGCUCGAGCAUGAAUGCUAACGUCGAGCUUGGCAAGAGCCCAGCCAACAACUUGAACUUACUGGGUGGUAGCAGCGGCAAUCCUAACAUAUUUCAGUACAACGGGCGUCAGUUGGAGCCGUGGCAGAUUGCAACACAAGAUUUUGGUAGUCGCUGGGGCACGUGCCCUUGUGAAAAAAAGACAAAGGUGAAUCCGAGUGGUAUCCGCACUCUUGAAGACUUUAUGGGCCGCAUGCACCAAUUUAAUGUCCAUACUGUCGAAGCCAUUCCAGCAACUAAUGAAGCAAUUGCAGCUUGUCGUCUGGUAAAUUCGGAGCACGUCGGAUUGAUCCAUGUGAAAAUUCGAAGCGGCGGCUUUGUGGAUCUGACAGUCCGCACUGCUGAUAUGGAUUUCACCGACCAGCUCAUCGAAGCUACAGCUCGGCGCCUAAAGUAA